This is a messenger RNA of Paramecium octaurelia, 347 nucleotides long. Lineage: Eukaryota; Ciliophora; Oligohymenophorea; Peniculida; Parameciidae. The record is from the annotation of a GenBank genome assembly.
GCAGAUGGAGGCUAAGGAUAAUAGAGUCCGCGCCUAUUGCAAAGUCUCAAAGUCCAAAUAAGAGGAGCUCCUAAAUCUUGUUUACAAAGACGAAUGCAGAAUCAAUUAUGUAGAGAUAUUCAACCAUUGUUUAGGCUGCUGAUUUGCUAAAUAUUAAUUACGCCACUGCCAAAAAUAUCGUACUUAAGUUCAAGAAAACUCACAUUUUGAGAAAGUCUGCCAAUAUGUCCGAAUCGAAGAGAUGCAAUUAUAAAUUGAUUGGAGAAUCGAAGGACUAAACAAAUUCAGUAAACUUAAGAGGGGGAUUGGUGGCUGAAGGCCUAAAGAAAUUUGUCUAGAAAUUUUGA